AUGUGGUUGAAAGAAUAUCGUGUUCUACAUUUCAUGGUAAUUUUUUCAUUAAGUUUUAUGGAUUUGAAUAAAAAUUUCGUUAAUAGAAUGAAUAAAUUUCCAAGCGACUUUAUAUUUGGCGUGGCUACGUCCGCUUAUCAGACUGAAGGGGCCUGGAAUGUUUCAAAUAAAGGUGAAUCCAUUUGGGAUAAGAUGAUCCACGAGCAUUCGUACACUAUCGAUGAUCGAACCAAUGCUGAUAUUGCCACUAAUUCUUACUAUAUGUAUAAAACUGAUAUCAAUCUUGCUAAACAACUUGGAGCUAAUGCGUAUAGAAUAUCAAUAUCUUGGCCCAGAAUUUUACCUAAUGGUUUUACCAGUGAUAUCAAUCAAGACAGUAUUGACUUCUAUAGUGGAUGGGUUAAUCCUUUGAUAGUUGACUGGUUUGUUGAUUACGCUAGAGUCGUUUUUGAUGCUUUUGGAGACAGGGUAAAAAAUUGGUUUACAUUCAAUGAACCGAAUUUCUACUGUAUGUUCGGUUAUGAUGGAUUAUUUCCACCCCAAAUCAACCAAUCUGGAAUUGCCAGUUACAUUUGUGGUCACAAUGCAUUACUGGCCCACGCAAAAACAUACAGAUUGUAUAAUGAACAAUUUCGGAACAAACAACGAGGUUUGGAAGGAUAUUCAUUUAUCCGUUAUUCAAUUUCUUUAUGGUCACCAUAUUGA
Molecule: messenger RNA, 705 nt
Organism: Cotesia congregata
Lineage: Eukaryota; Metazoa; Arthropoda; Insecta; Hymenoptera; Braconidae
Source: the annotation of a GenBank genome assembly